GCUCCGAAACUUCUCCAAACAAGGCGCAGAGCUCAGCAGCGCUUGUAGCUCCUGUUGCAGAUAAAAAAUGCGACGUUUGCUCUCGUUUCAUCUUGAGGGGAACGAUAUGGACAGCCAGGGUUAAUUCUGAGUGCAUUUAAAAGGAUUUCUUUUGGCAUUCUUCAGUGAGAAGUGCUUAACAAAACUGAAAACCCGUCGUCAGUCCUCGUCUCCCCUUGACCAGCCAUAAUGGUCCGUCUCAGCGUGGACCUAAUUGCCAGGACUAGUGCUCAUGGGAAAAACAAAAGAAACGAGGCUCUGGAGCAGUACCUCAAGAAGCUCACUCACCUGAAUUUUUCCAACAGGAAUAUUGAAGAUAUUGAUGACCUUUCCGUCUGCAGGAACCUAACAGUCCUUUAUUUGUAUGACAAUCAAAUAACACAGAUCUGUAACCUUGGCUUUGCAUCCAACCUCACUCACCUGUACAUGCAGAACAACAACAUCACACUCAUUGAGAACCUGUCAGCCCUUCAGAAGCUCUCCAAACUGUACCUGGGAGGGAACUGCAUCACAGUGGUGGAAGGGCUCGAGAACCUGAAAGAGCUGACGGAGCUGCACAUUGAGAGCCAGAGGCUGCCCCGUGGGGAGAAGCUCCUGUUUGAUCCCAGGACACUCCGCUCGCUCUCUGAUUCUCUGUGUGUGUUCAACAUCAGCAACAACCACAUUGAUGAAAUUAAAGAACUGGCCGUUCUGAAGAACCUCACUCAGUUUGAUGCUGCAGAUAAUCAGCUUAAAGAUAUAAAGGAGUUAGAGCUGGUUUUCAGCCAGUGGCCCCAGCUGUGGCGAAUGGAUUUGAGUGGAAAUCCAGUAUGCCAUAAAACCAAGUUCAGGGACAGACUGAUACUUGUGUGCAAGAAUCUUGAGGUCCUUGAUGGGAAGGAGAUUAACGAGUUGUCCAGACAGUUUCUAAUAAAGUGGAAAGCUUCAAAAGAGGCCAAGAGGAAAAGCAAAGAGGACAGACUAAUAGGCGAACAAACCACCUAUUCAAAGCCUUCUGAGUUUCAGAUACCAGCCCAUCUUGUUCCAAACACAUAUACCCACCCGGGCUUUCCGAGCAAGAGGAAGCCAAUGGAGUUUGGAAGACCGCCUUUGAAAGCCAAGUCAGACCUCCGCAAAACCCACACUAGUGCAAUAAGAUGUCAGAGUGUGAAGAAUUCGAAGAGUGCAGCUCCACUCCAGGAUGUAGCAGAGUCCCCUAAGGUCCUCAGUCAUGUAGCUGUGUGACAGCUUGCAGUGCUACUUGUUGUGUUGUGCUGUACUGUACAUGCUUGUAUGGAGAGGGGAUAGUGGAGCUAUUGUGCUCUGAUUCCUUAUUAUUUUAUCCAGACACAAUGUCGGAAUCCAGCAACUUCUCAUAGGAGUUACACGUAGGCCAUCAUGCAUACAGGGCAAUGUUGAAUAUCAACUUCUGAAAAUGCAAUAAGAAACAUAGAUGCAGAAUUCACACAAAACGUCCCGAGGCCCAUGAAAUAGAAUUAAAUUUGAUCAUAAUUGAGAAAAUCAUUUGGUACCCUUUCAAUGUCUUUAUUGUGUCUGUCCUGUAAAUUUCCAGUUGUUAAUUGUAACAUUGUGUUUGUUCAGUGCCAGCAUGAGGUGAUGUAAUCCGAUUUAAAGCCCAAAAUAAACUUAUUUUGGUAACAAG
Molecule: messenger RNA, 1681 nt
Organism: Lepisosteus oculatus (spotted gar)
Lineage: Eukaryota; Metazoa; Chordata; Actinopteri; Semionotiformes; Lepisosteidae
Gene: ppp1r42
Product: protein phosphatase 1, regulatory subunit 42
Molecular function (GO): protein binding
Source: RefSeq, a predicted model, not a curated record